Volvox carteri f. nagariensis is the source of this 627-nucleotide messenger RNA. RefSeq lists its product as uncharacterized. The transcript is spliced from 3 exons. Bases 1 to 627 code for a protein of 208 amino acids. Lineage: Eukaryota; Viridiplantae; Chlorophyta; Chlorophyceae; Chlamydomonadales; Volvocaceae. The record is from RefSeq and is a predicted model, not a curated record.
AUGAUUGUAAUGUGCCCGUUUCGCCUGGAGCACGGCAUCUUUAUGGACGCCAUCCCUAUAAGGACGGCAUCCCCAUCGUUCGCCAUCCCAACAGCUGCUAGCAUCAGUGAGUGCAACCUGACGCCAGUCACCUACUUGUGCAUUAUUACAGCAAAGAAGUUGGGCACCGUGACCUGGGGGAAAGGAAAGGCGGUGCCGCCCAUGCAUCGCUCGUUGUUCUUACAGGCAGAAAGAAUAUUAUUUGACGUCCCUCCCUAUCCUUCCAAUAUUAUCAGAGUCCUUCGAAACAUGAGUUUGUGGCAGCCGUACGCGUCGGAUGCAAGCACGCACAGACGCACGAGCAUAACCAAAGGCACGAAGAAAACGAUUCAGAAAAACAAAGGAGAACUUUCCAUCAGUCCUCUGAAGCCACAAGCUCAUCUUCCCAUCGCUCGUAACGGCGAUGGAGUCAGUGUACGGAUUGCAAGAACGCAAGUUCAGUGCGGCCUGGGGUCCCCGACUUCCAUUCGGCAACAGACAGCCGCUCUUGCAGUCAGGUGUCUGGCACAGCUGCCUAGCGGUCAGCUCUAUUUUCUCCUGUCUUUCGACCAUACGGACCAUACAGAUAAUCGAUAUGGGCAUCGUUAG